Suillus bovinus is the source of this 849-nucleotide messenger RNA. Its product is annotated as p21-C-terminal region-binding protein-domain-containing protein. Bases 1 to 849 code for a protein of 282 amino acids. Gene Ontology annotation, cellular component: nucleus. The record is from RefSeq and is a predicted model, not a curated record. Lineage: Eukaryota; Fungi; Basidiomycota; Agaricomycetes; Boletales; Suillaceae. The transcript is spliced from 6 exons.
AUGUCAAAACGCAAAAAUCAAGCCGACAACAAGGAUUCCGAUAGCGACUCGGAAGACACUCCGACGUUCAUCGAUGUAGAUUUUGACUUUUUUGGCUUCAAUGCAACGAUGGACUACCACGCCAUCAAGCGUCUUCUCGAUCAGCUCUUCGGUGUGGAUGCUGAAGGUCUCAGCACACACGCUCUUACAGACCUGGUGCUUUCACAGCCUGAUAUAGGGACCACGAUCAAGACUGAUGGAGAGGAGAGCAGCCCAUAUGCAUUCUUGAGCGUUUUAAAUAUCGGUGUACACAACGACAACGUAUCUAUAAAGUCGGUUGGAGACAAUGCAUUCUACGAGUCACUAUUGACAGUACUACGUGAUCCGCAGUGUCAUGUAGGACUCGUUCUAUGCGAAAGGUUGAUCAACAUGCCUGUGCCUGUGAUACCUCCCAUGUACCGUAUGCUCGUGGAUGAGCUCAAGGAUGCAGUUGAAGAGAACGAACCCUUCAAUUUCACCCACCUGAUUUUUAUAUCGCGUGUAUACAAACUUACUCCAGAGGAGGAGGACGCGAUGGCUAUCCCUCAACAACAAUCAGGAAAAGCAUCAAAAAGACAAAAAUCUCAAAACUCGAAUGGCGAAACGAACGAUAGAAGCGCGGACGGAGUAUAUCCGUUCCACCCAGAGGAUGAGGAAAUUCGAAAGUUUGCCUCUCAUCAUCUGAUUUUUCCGUAUUCGAAUGCCCAGCCACGCAAUGCAGAGUCAUUUGGAUUAGACACGGCUGGACGGUUGAUGCUUGUGCCAGCAGCACAACUCACGGAGCUGACGAGAGUACUUGGGGAUGUAUUUCGGCCACCUGGAAAUGUGUAA